Acaulospora morrowiae is the source of this 618-nucleotide messenger RNA. The record is from the annotation of a GenBank genome assembly. Lineage: Eukaryota; Fungi; Glomeromycota; Glomeromycetes; Diversisporales; Acaulosporaceae.
GAUAAUUUUUACAUGGCUUGCGUCUCUUUUAUUAACUACGGAAACUCGACAACACGCGAAAUGAGUAGCCAAAUACCACCAAUAGAAUUUAUGACGGAAAUUUUGAAUGGGAUUCUGGCCACAAAUCAACCUCCCACCCUAAUAAAUUGGGAUAGCAUUCCACUACCAGAGUUGCUUCUCUUUGUGGGAAAAGUAACGACUAAAGCUGGCAUCGACUAUAAUACGGCUAUGGUGGCAUUGGUCCUAUUGUCAAGGCUAAAGAGUUUGUUGCCGAAAAAUGCCCGUGGAGAAUAUGGCACCUGUCACAGACUCUUUUUGUCAGCCAUUCUCGUGGCCUCCAAGAACUCGACGCAAAAAAACGGACUCUAUUUCAGUCCUCCAUCAUCCGUAGAAGAUUUACCUUUUACGAGGGAUGAGAAAUUUGACGAUGUCAUUUCACAAACUACAUGGGACACUACGAAUUGCAAUUUAGCCAAGAUCUCCGGUAUCUUUACCGUUCAAGAGGUUAACGAAAUGGAAAAGGAUUUCCGUAAGCUUCUUGGCAAACAUAUUUUCGUCGACGAAAAAGACGUGAAGGAUUUCAUAGAAAGUAACAAAUACGCACUAGGAUAUUAUUAA